This is a messenger RNA of Caenorhabditis angaria, 1126 nucleotides long. NCBI's taxonomy places the organism in Eukaryota, Metazoa, Nematoda, Chromadorea, Rhabditida, Rhabditidae. The record is from the annotation of a GenBank genome assembly.
AUGUUGGCGACGCGUGGAAUAUUGAGAAAUGCGCAGAAAAUCAGAAUCCCAUUCAAUCGAACAGUUUUCAAUCAAAAUGAGAUGGCAUAUUCGGAAAAAAGAUUGAUUGGAUUUUCGCGCGCGGAAAUGUUCGAUGUUGUCGCCAACGUCACCGAAUAUCAUCAUUUUGUACCCUGGUGUAGAAGUUCUAAUGUUACACAUGAACAUGAUAAUUCACAGGUACUUAUGUUAGGAAGUUUUGAGGGAUUUUUAAAAUAUUGACAAAAAGUUAUCGAAAAUUCUGUAGAUUUCAUGACACACUUGGCGAGAGAGUGAAAUUUUUAUGCAGCGUGAAAAUUUUUUCAGAAUAAAAAUUGUGCAGCGUGAAAUUUUGAAUAUUUUCAUCAAAAUCCGCUGAAAAUCAAUGAACACUUCACUUUUUCGUGAAAAAAAUGUGCAGUGAAAUGAAAAAAAAUUUUGAAAAUUUUUAUUAGCUUCCCGCCCGAAUCGAAAUUUUGGUUUGGGCGGGAAUUUUUAUUUGAAAAUUUUUGUACAGUAUCCUUUUUGGACACGUCUCGUCAGACGUUUCAUGAGCAAAAAACAUUUUAAAUCUGAAAUUUCCGCUUUCAAAUCUAUAUUAAAAUUUUUUCGGCCUAGAUUAGUUUUAUAUUUUUUUUUCAAAAAAAACCACAAUUUUCUAAAUUGCCACGUCAUAGUCCUUUCUUCCGAAUAUUUAUAUUUUUUUGCAGAUUGCAACACUGGAAAUUGGAUUUCCACCGCUUUUAGAAAAGUAUACAAGUCGGGUAAUUUAUAUUAAACCUUCGGUAGUUCAUGUAAGUCUCCCCCUCAUUUUCCCUCAAAAUCCUGAUUUUUGCAGUCAGUCGUGAUCGAAAAUGAUAAUUUAUUCAAAACUCUCGACACAACAUUUCGUUUCGGAAAAGGAAAAGAGGGAAUUGAAAGAUCGUGUACAUUGCACUAUGAUUUGGUUUUCGAAUUCGAAUCUGCUUUUCAUUCUCGAAUUGCGCAUUUAUUUUUUGAUCGAGUUGUUAAAACUAUGGUUUCGGCAUUUUUGGAUCGAGCUGAGAAAAAAUAUGGAAAACCAAGUUUUCCACAUUCAGCGCCGAAGGUUUUGCAAUACAAAAGUUAA